This is a messenger RNA of Miscanthus lutarioriparius, 510 nucleotides long. The record is from the annotation of a GenBank genome assembly. Lineage: Eukaryota; Viridiplantae; Streptophyta; Magnoliopsida; Poales; Poaceae.
AUGGCGGUCUCCACGGUGUCGGUGAUGGAAUCAACCAUGGCAUUCAUGAAAGGAUUCCCUCCCUUCCCAACUGUCAUGGACAUCAACCAGAUCCGUGACAUCCUGCCACAUAGGUUCCCGUUCCUUCUGGUUGACAGAGUUAUUGAUUACAAACCAGGAGAAUAUGCUGUUGCAAUCAAGAAUGUGACAAUAAAUGAUAACUUCUUCCCAGGGCAUUUCCCUGAACGACCCAUAAUGCCUGGUGUUCUCAUGGUUGAGGCAAUGGCCCAGAUUGGUGGAAUAGUGAUGUUGCAGCCUGAAGUAGGUGGAUCUCGAGAGAACUUCUUUUUUGCGGGGAUUGAUAAAGUAAGGUUUCGGAAGCCUGUGAUUGCUGGAGACACCUUGAUCAUGAGAAUGACUCUGAUCAAGCUGCAGAAGAGAUUUGGAAUUGCAAAGAUGGAAGGGAAAGCUUACGUUGGUGCCGACCUAGUAUGCGAAGGAGAGUUAUUGAUGGCUACUGGAUCAGAGUGA